AAUGUUGCAGGUUAGUAAGAAGUGACACGAUGCCGGGAAAUACUAGUAGUUCAGCACACAAAAAGCGCAUUCGGAUCCAAGACGUGUCAGAUAGUGAGGAUAGUGUAUGCAGAAACAGCUCCGACUCGGAUGACGAGGUCGUUCACAGUGCCAAGAAGAAAAGCAGAAGACUGCAGCUAUCUGACGACGACGAAGAAGAAAAGGAAAAUAGACAGUCUGAUGAAGAUGGAGGAGAACCAGAAGAGGAUGAUUCACACAGAAAAAGCUCUCGGAUCAACUUAAUGGAAGGAAGAAAGCGCAGACAAUCUUUGGUGUUUGAAAAACUAAAGACACCAAAGCGAGAAAGAUUAGAAGCUGUUGGUAAAGAUGACAGUGACCAUGAUGAACCUGAUGAAAGUGACUAUAACAGAAUAAAAACCAGUGAAGAUGACACCGAUGAAGACAGUCAGUCAGGUUUUAUAGUGUCUGAUACAGAAGAAAUUGAAAUAGAAGAGGAAGGGGAGGAAGAAAAGGAAGAGAUUUCUCCAACAAAAAAAGUUUCUUUGAAGCACAGCAAAAAGCCAGUGAUAGAUGAUGAUGAGGAUGAAGAAAAAGAUGAGAAUGGUGGAGCAGAAGUCAGUGAUUCAGAUAGCAUAAAGAUGCUUUCGUCUAGUUCUGACUCAGAAUCUGAUGCAUCAGAUGAAGAAGACAACGUCACAGACAUCCACAAGACCGCUGAGAUGCCUUGGAAGACCACGCUGACCACCUAUGAAGCAUUCAUGUUGGUUUUGGAGAUGUUACUUAAUGCUGUAUUUGAUCCUGAAUUUUUACAUCCUUGGAAUCUGGAAAAUCAUAAUUCUGUCAUUCGCCCUGCGUUCCAGAAGAUUUCUGAUGAAGUUCAUGCCAGGAAAGUCAUAGUGGACAGCCAGGCCUGGGGCAGGGCAUACAGGGAAGCUCUGGAGAGCCAUCCUCGUAUGAAAGAAAGCGAUUUAAGUUAUUCAACAACUGAUUGUGAGGCUUGCAACCGUAGAGAUCAUCCUGCCACAAGGGACAUCUUGUUUACAGGGAACAUGUAUGACGAGGUCACAUUACAACCUUUGGGGGAGGAAGAGGAACAGGAAAGUGACAGUGGAGAAGAAAGGGAAGAAAAGGAGAUAAUCCAGCCAAUGGGUCCAUCUUUGAGGUUGGAAGGCAUUGUGCCACAAGGUCUUCUCUGUACCAUUGUUUAUAUCACUACAAAUAUGACUUGA
Messenger RNA from Lingula anatina, 1229 nucleotides. RefSeq lists its product as uncharacterized. Lineage: Eukaryota; Metazoa; Brachiopoda; Lingulata; Lingulida; Lingulidae. The record is from RefSeq and is a predicted model, not a curated record. Gene Ontology annotation, cellular component: nucleus.